AAAUGGUGAUACAGCAUGGACACGCUGUCCAGUCAUAGCUGUUACCUGUUACAGCAGCUUCAUGAGCAGCGAAUCCAGGGUCUUCUCUGUGACUGCAUGAUAGUGGUCAAAGGAGUCUGCUUUAAAGCUCACAAGAAUGUAUUAGCAUCAUUCAGUCAAUAUUUUCGAACAUUGUUUCAGAACUCUUCUGGACAAAAAAUGGAAACAUUCUACCUUGAUAUUAAAAAUGUUGGAGGAAUUGGGCAAAUUCUUGAUUUUAUGUAUACAUCUCAUCUUGAACUGAACCAGGACAAUGUGCAAUCCAUGCUUGAUAUUGCUCAGUGUCUUCAGGUACCUAAUGUGCUCAGCUUGUGCAGUAAUUUCCUAAAGCCCUUUACUUCUGUUGUGGAGUCAUCAAGCAUUGUCUCUGAGAAUACCUCUUUCCCAUUGCCUCAAGUUGCUCCAUCAGAUUCAGACAGUGUUCUGGACACUAAUACACCACCUGAGAUUGGACAACAUUGUGGUUCUGAAGCACAGAAACAAUUGUGCACGUCUACCAGUGUAGAACUCUCUAGAAGGCCUCAAUCAAAAUGUUUAAAUCAAAAUCAGUCAUUUGAAACUCUUAAUAGUGGUUCUGUUGAGCCUGAAAAACAAAUAUCACAUGGACUUAAACUGCGUAACUUUUACAGCAAGCAGUAUUUUAAGCAAAAUCCUGCUUUGCAGGGAAAUGUCAAUUUAAACCCAAAUUCACAUAAUGGUAUAGAAGAGACCUUUCCAUCUAAUGUUACAGAAGUUGCUAAUACUGUAGACAUAACAUUGUGCUCCUUAAGCAACAGAGAAUGCAACUCUGAAACGUCUGACAGCUUACCACCAGGUUUUGUUGUACAACCACUAGUAGAAGCUACUGUUAACCAAACCUCUCAGAGGGAGUCUGCAGCAGUUAGUAAACCUGUUUGUCCAAAGAAGACAGUCUACCUUAAAAAGUAUAAUUACUUAAGAUCCCAAGAAUCUUUUGAGGACACAACAGUGCAGCAAGAUUCAUUCAGUAAUACUCAAACUAAAGACAGUAACAAGCCUAUUUCUGGUAAAGAAGUUGGAGAUGCUGAUGUUAGUCAUUUACCUGUAGAUAAAGAUCUUCCAACCAUGCCAAGCUUGCAAAAUGCUGAAACAUCCCUACAAGAAUCAGAGAUGAGGAAAGGAAAUUCUUCAGUUAAUACUUCAGAUUAUUCUCUCCCUCAGGUUUUCCAGAAACAGUACUGUUGUGAAAUGUGUGGAAAAAUAUUCAAGCACCCAAGUAAUCUGGAGCUUCAUAAACGUUCUCAUACAGGUGAAAAACCUUUUCAGUGUAAUAUCUGUGGAAAAAACUUUUCUCAGGCAGGAAACCUCCAAACUCAUUUACGGCGACACUCAGGUGAAAAACCAUACAUAUGUGAAAUCUGUGGGAAAAGCUUUGCUGCUUCAGGGGAUGUGCAACGUCAUAUAGUGAUUCACACUGGAGAAAAGCCUCAUCUGUGUGACAUUUGUGGCAGAGGAUUUAGCAAUUUCAGCAAUCUUAAGGAACAUAAGAAGACCCAUACAUCUGACAGUAUGUUCACCUGUGACCAAUGCGACAAAUCUUUCAAUAUGCAGAGAAAACUCCUGAAGCAUAGAGUCAGACACACCGGAGAGAGGCCAUAUAGUUGUGCAACAUGCGGAAAGCGCUUUGCAGGAUCUGGAGAUUUACGGAGGCAUGUCCGAACACAUACUGGUGAGAGACCUUAUACCUGUGAAACCUGUGGAAAGUGUUUCACUCGUUCUGCUGUUUUAAGGAGACAUAAGACCAUGCACUGUAAGACUGGAGAUGGUCAAAUUUUGGAGGAUCUUGGAGAGGUUGAAUCCCCAUACUUACAAUCUGUGUGCCAAAAGCAACACAAUUCUGAAGCAUUUUCAUCCAUACUGCCAGACUCUAGUAAACUUCCUCCACAGACAAAUGAGUCUGGUUCUACAGUGGACUUUAAUUCUGCCACCUCAAACUCUUUUCCUGAUCUUGGAUCUAUAGUACAGCCUCAGCUUAUUUCUCCAGAGGGAAAAUUAUGUUCUGAUCUUGUUAAAGUUCCAAAACCUCAAAGACAAAAUGAACACUUUUCAUAUGAGCAGCAUCAAGUUACUAAUGAUGGAGAACAUUUGCAAGGCACAAACACAUCCAUGGUCCGCCAAUCUGUGUCAAACUUGGAUUCUCAAUGUAAUGUUACUUUAGGACCUCGGAUUAAUUCAGCCUUGUACAGGAGUAAUGAGGGGCCAUUUAUCUCAAGCAUGACUCUUUGGGGAUUGGCCAUGAAGACGUUACAAAAUGACAGUGAAAUGGAGCAGUGAUUUGUAUUGUCUGUUCAUAACUACUAAUACAGUGCAUCCGGAAAGUAUUCACAGCGCAUCACUUUUUCCACAUUUUGUUAUGUUACAGCCUUAUUCCAAAAUGGAUUAAAUUCAUUUUUUCCCCAGAAUUCUACACACAACACCCCAUAAUGGCAACGUGAAAAAAGUUUACUUGAGGUUUUUGCAAAUUUAUUAAAAAUGACAAAACUGAGAAAUCACAUGUACAUAAGUAUUCACAGCCUUUGCUCAAUACUUUGUCGAUGCACCUUUGGCAGCAAUUACAGCCUCAAGUCUUUUUGAAUAUGAUGCCACAAGCUUGGCACACCUAUCCUUGGCCAGUUUCGCCCAUUCCUCUUUGCAGCACCUCUCAAGCUCCAUCAGGUUGGAUGGGAAGCGUAGGUGCACAGCCAUUUUAAGAUCUCUCCAGAGAUGGUCAAUCGGAUUCAAGUCUGGGCUCUGGUUGGGCCACUCAAGGACAUUCACAGAGUUGUCCUGAAGCCACUCCUUUGAUAUCUUGGCUGUGUGCUUAGGGUCGUUGUCCUGCUGAAAGAUGAACCGUCAUCCCAGUCUGAGGUCAAGAGCGUUUUCAUCCAGGAUGUCUCUGUACAUUGCUGCAGUCAUCUUUCCCUUUAUCCUGACUAGUCUCCCAGUUCCUGCCAUUGAAAAACAUCCCCACAGCAUGAUGCUGUCACCACCAUGCUUCACUGUAGGGAUGGUGCCAGGUUUCAUCCAAACGUGAUGUCUGGCAUUCACACCAAAGAGUUCAAUCUUUGUCUCAUCAGACCAGAGAAUUUUCUUUCUCUUGGUCUGAGAGUCCUUCAGGUGCCUUUUGGCAAACUCCAGGCGGGCUGCCAUGUCCCUUUUACUAAGGUGUGGCUUCCGUCUGGCCACUCUACCAUACAGGCCUGAUUGGUGGAUUGCUGCAGAGAUGGUUGUCCUUCUGGAAGGUUCUCCUCUCUCCACAGAGGACCUGUGGAGCUCUGACAGAGUGACCAUCGGGUUCUUGGUCACCUCUCUGACUAAGGCCCCUCUCCCCCGAUCGCUCAGUUUAGAUGGCUGGCCAGCUCUAGGAAGAGUCCUGGUGGUUUCGAACUUCUUCCACUUACGGAUGAUGGAGGCCACUGUGCUCAUUGGGACCUUCAAAGCAGCAGAAAUUUUUCUGUAACCUUCCCCAGAUUUGUGCCUCAAGACAAUCCUGUCUCGGAGGUCUACAGACAAUUCCUCUGACUUCAUGCUUGGUUUGUGCUCUGACAUGAACUGUCAACUGUGGGACCUUAUAUAGAGAGGUGUUUGCCUUUCCAAAUCAUGUCCAACCAACUGAAUUUACCACAAUAUGGACUCCAAUUAAGCUGCAGAAACAUCUCAAGGAUGACCAGGGGAAACAGGAGGCACCUGA
Erpetoichthys calabaricus (reedfish) is the source of this 3727-nucleotide messenger RNA. RefSeq names its product zinc finger and BTB domain containing 49 (gene zbtb49). The record is from RefSeq and is a predicted model, not a curated record. The transcript has 7 exons. Gene Ontology annotation, molecular function: RNA polymerase II cis-regulatory region sequence-specific DNA binding; DNA-binding transcription factor activity, RNA polymerase II-specific; protein binding. Gene Ontology annotation, biological process: regulation of transcription by RNA polymerase II. Bases 16 to 2331 code for a protein of 771 amino acids. NCBI's taxonomy places the organism in Eukaryota, Metazoa, Chordata, Cladistia, Polypteriformes, Polypteridae. Gene Ontology annotation, cellular component: nucleus.